This is a messenger RNA of Phytophthora infestans T30-4, 933 nucleotides long. RefSeq lists its product as uncharacterized. The transcript has a single exon. NCBI's taxonomy places the organism in Eukaryota, Oomycota, Peronosporomycetes, Peronosporales, Peronosporaceae. Gene Ontology annotation, molecular function: cysteine-type deubiquitinase activity. The record is from RefSeq and is a predicted model, not a curated record. Bases 1 to 933 code for a protein of 310 amino acids.
AUGGCACGUGCGUAUCGCCUCGGAGAGGCUUGGUUCGUCGUGUCUUGUGGCUGGUGGCAGCGCGUAGUGGAGCGGGGUGACACGCCCACGGACUCACGCAUCCGAAAUGCUGAUAUCGUGGACGCCAAACGCAGUUGUCGCUGCUGUAGUCGUUCUAUCUUACAGCCUCAUCUGAUGGAGGACGUGGACUAUCGACUGGUUAGUGAACGAGUGUGGAGUGCGCUGUCCUUGGAGUUUGGCUAUGACUGGGCAGUACGUCGCGAAGUUGCUACCAUGGGUCGACGACUGGGCGUGGAUGUGUAUCCUUCUGGACUGGAGGAGCGUGCUACGGGUCACGGCCACAUUCCAAACUCGGAAGCUCCGGUAGCUGCAGUGCAGUCACCACCUUCGUCUCCCGCGCCAGAAGAAUGGACAGCUGAAAAACUGGAGCAGUGGAGAUUAGAGCUCCAAUUGGAUCAAAUUGUGGACGCUCUGGACACCGACAGUAGAUGGUACGAGGCGAAGAUCGUCGACAUCACGGACGCGAGAGUCAAAGUGCAUUAUCGGGGCUGGAGUGUCAAAUGGGACGAGUGGCUGGCUAAAACGUCGCCGAGACUCAUGCCAAAGCACUCGAGAGUACCUAAUUGGCGGAAAUUCCAAGUGAAUGACGACGUACAGGUGGGCGACGCACGACCAGGCAAGAAACGGAUAUUGUGGCGCGACGGUAGAGUGUUGGCCACAUCUACGUCGCUGCUCGUGCAGAUUCAGGUCGACGACGAGAUACGCUGGUUGGACUCAGAGGACGAGCGGCUCUGUCCACCAGGGACGCAUCGUACGAUCAACGCGAGUGCCAACACCAAUGUAGCAUCUUUAUCUUCACCUCCAAGCGUCAACAGGGGUCGUCGAAAGCGCCUUAAAACAUCUUCCCGUUAUCUCUCGGAGUCUGACGACUGA